CACAGCUGCAAACGGACGUCGGUGGAGUUCAGCUACGCUAACGAAAGUAUUAAGCUUAGAGGGGCGCUCCUCAUAGAGGAAAAAAUAUCAAAAAAAAAGAAAAUAUCAAAAGAAAGCCAGCAAAAAAAAAAUACAGUAGUAUAAAAUAAAAUAUAAUUAAAAAAAUUUAACAAAACAUAGAUAUUUCUUGGCGCUGUUGUUGAGAAAAGCACUAAGGAAAAGGAAGAGGAAAGUGCAGAAUGAAAUGGUCUCGCCUUGAAAAAUGAAAAUUGGCUGAAAAGCGCAACUCGAAUGAAGAAAAACGAGUUUUCAAUCCAUCGAAAGGGAAAGAUAUCCCGCGUGUGUAUGUGUGAGUGUGUCUGCAGUGGGGCAAAGUCAAAUAUUUGUCUAUAUACUAAGGGCAGUGAAAAAGUGUGAAAAUUUGUGAAAAUUUUGUGAAAUACUUAUAUGUGAUUAUUCAAAAAAAAAUAUAUAUAUAUUAUAUAUAAAUAAAUAAAAGAAAACAGUUUGAAAAUAUAUAAUAGAACACAUUUUCCUCCUUUCUUCUUCACAUAGCAGUGACGAGUCUAAGAAUGUGCUGAAAAAAGCUCUGGCGUAAUAAAUGUGCUGGAAAUAAAUGUGGCUAUGCAAAUUUCAACCGAAUAAGUGCGUUUUAAUGUAAAGGAAAUAUAUAUAUUUACAUAAUGGAAAUAGCUCAUUUCCCGCUAAUCUAAUCAUUAAAUUACAAAAAAAAAAAAAAAAAUAAUAAUAAUAAUAAUAAUGGAAUAGAAGUAAAAUGUGUUGAAGCUAAUAAUUAAAAAUAGUUCUGAGGAGUGUGUCAAUGGACUGAAAAGUUAUAAAGGAGUAUUUAUAUACAUACAUAAAUAUAAUAUUCGUAAAUAAUCUGCUGCACAAUUUCGCUAUCCUGCUACCAAAAAAUAAAAAAUAACAAAAAAAUCAAGCUUUCCGCGACAAAAUACUCACACAUCAGGCUGCUUAUGAAUGUACACAUAAUUGAGAGAAGAAAAGGAGAACUCAGCUUGCGUCCACACCAAUAUUAACCGCUAACAUACCCAUACACACACAUAUAUACCAAGCAAACUACCAAUUUAAUUUGAAUGUCAUUAAAGUGCUAAUAUUUACAACCCACAUUUGAUAAGCUGCCAAAAUAAAAAUAAAAAUAAAAGUAAAAAUUAAUGAUUGAAUGAAUAAAUACAAUUCUACAUUUCGUUGUGAUAAAUAAUUGUGAAAAUAGUCAGUUGAAUUGAGCAACCCCCAUGUACACACAUAGAUACAAAGUGAUAUUGUACAUACAUAAAUUUGUAUAUCGUAGAUAAAGGAACUCAAAAAAGCUGUGAUCAAAGAAGGAAGACAAUAGAUAUGAAAAUGGCCUCAAAUAAGCAUUGAAAUUAUCGCAAGCGAGUACUCAGCGACCUGGUCCAGCUGCACUGAUGUCAAAUUAGCAAACGUUUGCUAGCAAAAUCUCUGCGCAAGUAGAAGAAGCAGAAGUGUGAAAGAAACCAAGGAAAAAUUUAUUCACUUACCAUUGAGAGACUAUAAUAACAAAAUUGAUGCAAUGUAGCGUGGCGGACUUAUGGUCGGCGAACGCGAUAGAGACCGUGAUACGGUACGCUGGGAAACGGGUGAUGCAACACCGCCCCAAUAUAAUAAUGGAGGUGCGCAAAUGGUCGGACAAUUGCAUGGUGGACAGGCUGCUAGCCAACAACAACAACAACAACAACAACAACAACAACAGCAGCAGCAGCAAAAACAGCAACAGUCUCAACGCGACUUACAGCUACAGCAACAGCAUUUGCAAUUGCAGCAGCAGCAGCAACAACAACAACAACAACAACAACAACAGCAAACCAGUAACUGGAUUGAAAACGAAACGCUUGGUCGCAACCCAGCUGCCGGAUCAACCGGUGCUGUCGGCAGCAUCGGCCACAUACCCACUCAGGGUUACGGCCUCGGUGUCGGCAUCGGCAUUGGUAUCGACAUCUCGCACGAUCACAGCAGCGAUAACAACGAUAAUCAAGCCUACUACGACACGAGCGGUAAUGUCGAUUGGGGUCGAGCGAUGGGCACUGGUGGAGCUAGUUCAUUUGGUUGCGGCACUGGAGCCGUACCAACAGCUGGCAAUCUUGCUUAUAACAAUGACGCAGUUUCUGCUGCCGCUGCUAUGGCCGGCGUCAAUGCCAGCCAACGUAAUCUCAACAAUAUCGGUAUCGGCGGCAUCGGCGGCGGCAGCAUUGGAAAUCUGGACUACGCUGAUGGUGGCAGCAUUACUGGCGCAUCCGCAACAACUACGCAUACUGCCGGCGGUCCGAUGGGCAAUGGCGGAAUCAGCAGCGGUGUCGGCGGCGGCGGCGGUAGUCAAAAUAUCGGCGCUGGCAGUACCGGCGCUGUUGGCAAAGAAGUACGUUACGCACCAUUCCCAAUACCAUCACCAUCGCAUUCGAAUCCAACAACUUCCCAUCUCCACGGCGGCAGUAUGGGCGGUGCAGGCGCAUUGCAACGCGCACAUUCCAGAUCCAUGUCCUCCAUACCACCACCCGAACCCUUUAUGAUAGCGCAGUCGAAACAAAUGAAUAGCCGCGUCUCCAUCAAUGUAGGCGGCGUUAAGCACGAGGUGCUCUGGCGCACACUCGAACGACUGCCACACACACGUCUCGGACGCCUACGUGAAUGCACCACACACGAAGCGAUAAUUGAGCUCUGCGAUGAUUACUCCAUCGUCGACAACGAGUAUUUCUUCGAUCGGCAUCCGAAAAGUUUCAGUUCCAUAUUGAAUUUCUAUCGUACCGGCAAAUUGCACAUCGUCGACGAGAUGUGUGUACUGGCAUUUAGUGAUGAUCUCGAAUAUUGGGGAGUUGAUGAGUUGUAUCUGGAGUCGUGCUGCCAGCACAAGUAUCAUCAGCGCAAGGAGAAUGUACACGAGGAGAUGCGUAAAGAGGCUGAAUCGUUGCGACAACGCGACGAGGAAGAGUUCGGCGAAGGCAAGUGCGCCGAGUAUCAAAAGUACUUGUGGGAGCUGCUGGAGAAACCGAACACAAGCUUCGCGGCGCGGGUUAUCGCAGUGAUAUCCAUACUAUUUAUAGUCCUGUCUACCAUAGCCCUGACGUUGAACACCCUACCACAACUACAACACAGUGAGAAUGGUACACCAUCUGAUAAUCCGCAAUUGGCUAUGGUUGAAGCCGUUUGCAUAUCGUGGUUCACCUUAGAAUAUAUACUUAGGUUUAGUGCAUCGCCGGAUAAAUGGAAAUUCUUUAAGGGUGGCCUUAAUAUAAUCGAUCUAUUGGCAAUACUCCCAUAUUUUGUUUCACUCUUUUUAUUGGAAACAAAUAAGAAUGCAACGGACCAGUUCCAGGAUGUGCGCCGGGUGGUGCAAGUAUUUCGCAUCAUGCGCAUCCUGCGAAUCCUUAAGCUGGCCCGUCACUCAACGGGCCUGCAGUCGUUAGGCUUUACCCUACGUAAUUCAUAUAAGGAACUCGGUCUACUAAUGCUGUUCCUGGCCAUGGGCGUUCUCAUAUUUUCUUCGCUGGCAUAUUUUGCCGAAAAGGAUGAAAAGGAUACAAAAUUCGUUUCAAUACCGGAAACAUUUUGGUGGGCGGGUAUUACAAUGACAACUGUUGGCUACGGGGACAUCUAUCCCACUACUGCACUGGGAAAGGUUAUUGGUACUGUUUGUUGCAUAUGCGGUGUUCUGGUAAUCGCUUUGCCUAUUCCCAUCAUCGUUAACAAUUUUGCUGAAUUUUAUAAGAAUCAGAUGCGACGCGAGAAGGCGCUCAAACGGCGUGAGGCACUGGAUCGGGCGAAACGUGAGGGUAGCAUUGUGUCAUUUCAUCAUAUCAAUUUGAAAGAUGCCUUUGCCAAAUCGAUGGAUCUCAUUGAUGUCAUUGUCGAUACAGGAGAGAAGAACACCCUCAUCGAACAGCCGCCACCGCCAACGUUCAGCACGCCACGCCGACGCGCACUCUCCGCACGCAUUCAGGAGUUAAAUCGUAGCCUGCUGGAGGAGCGCGAAGCUCAAAAUCAAAACAGUUCCAGUGAUAAUGAGGAUAGUAGAUAAUUAUUGGUUCAGCCCAAAGGCAAAUGGCUGCUCUCGACGAUGAUAGCAAGCACAGGAAGAGUGAAAAUGACAACGACUAAGACAUCGGCAUGCGCGGCGAGGGAGUUGAAGAAUCUCAAGGCACUUCCACAACAACAGAAGCAACUACUAAUAUUCCUCCUCCGACGCUGGGCGCGGGGCAGGUUACGCGUAUUAAUGCAUAGAUACCAAAAAAUUAACUUUGAUAAAGGGAAAAAAUAGUUUGAGUUUUAAAAGAAAGAAAUCAAGUGCCCACACACAUAGAUAUAUCACUCAUGCACACAAAAACUUCAAAAAACAUUAACAUAAACACACUCACACUGACGCCUUAGGGUGGCUCUUAAAUUGUAUUUGUUGAAAAGUGUUAAGUUUCCCGGUCUCAACGCAAGAAUGAAAUAGUACUGAAGUGACCCGAAAUCAUAAUAAUCCAUUAACCAUUUCAAAAAACCAGGAUUUUGUAAAAAUAAUGUUGAGUUCUUCCCGAACUGUAUUCCAAGUGAUCCAGUCUACACUAAAUUAGCUCUGAACUAGACUCAAGUUGUACUUAACUGACCAAGACACGGUAUCGAACUUAUCUUUUGCAAUUCACUCGGCUUUUAGCCAUUACAAGAGUAUCGUAGGUAGAAAUGGAAGGACUUCAGCCUCUGCUAGACCUCAAGAAUAAUUUGCAAAAGCAACAUAAAUUUGAAGCAACUGCAAGACCGUGAUACGCCUAAUGGCACAGUUAACUGGCCUAAGGGGGGCCCAAAAUGUAGGAAAUGCUGCUUUAUCAAAAUUAUUUUCAGUUUGUAAUGCAUUCCCGGGCUGAAGUCAAAACUUUUCCAGUGAAUCACAUUUUUAAAAAGAAUUUGAAAACCUUCUAAAUUUAGUUCUUCACAUUCUCGGUAAUAUUAACCCCAAUGCAAUGUCGAGAUCCAAGCUUUAUAAAAGUAUAACGGCGACAUCAUUUCGGAGCAACCAAACUGCAAAACCCGGGUUCUCAAAACUUCCGAUUCCAGCAGCAAAGUCGCAACGUCUCUUUAUUCUCUAAUUCAUUAUAUACCUAUUUCAGUUAUAGAAUUUAAAAAAAAUCCUUGGGAAGGCGUCAAUGAUUUUCCAAGAUGAAAUUUUUUAACUAAAAUUUUUUCGUGUCAACUUAAACCGAUUGAUUUGGAAAAUACCCGCAUAAGAGCGUUCAAUUAGAUAUUAGAAAGGAGUUCGAAUAUUAUAGAAAUAUCAUAGAAAAGGAAACCGGGAAAAUGCUUAGACCAUUUUUAAAUUUCGGAACCCAUUUCCAGUACACAUGAAAAAAGUUUAACUGUAAAGAAUUUCAAAUUUCGAUUCAAUUUUUUAGUGACUGUGCCCAAUUCCGGAACAAAGAUUAAACUCCGAGCACUUGUCUCUACACACAAAUAAGGACCACCCUUACAAUAUACUAAGAACAGAACAGCAUGAAUUAUGUAGUAGUGAAAACACCGUUACUGAGACAAACAUACUGAAAGAAAUUCAUAGGAAAAAUGUCGUAAAUAUGAGUUAGCUGCUUAAGAAAGGUAAAAAUGAAAAAAUAAGAACCGUUACUAAAGAUGUUAUACAACCCACAUAUGUAUACAUACGAGUAUUUAUAUACAUAUAAUAUAUAAAUGCCAUGGCGCGCUUUUUAGACACAAAAUACUAUGGAAUAUUAAUUCCAAAACUGCAUACAAACAUAAGCUUCCAAAGAGAAUAAAUAAUUAAGCGAACUUCCAGUGAAAUGCUUACCAUAACGAAAAAUAUGAAAAACUCGAAUGAGACAGAAAAUAGUAAAUAGUAAAUAGUAAAUGAACACAAUACAUAACCUUCAAACAGCAAAUAUUUUCCUUGUGUUUUUUUUUUUAUUUUAUUUUAGAAAAUGCAACUGUUAUUGCUGUGUUGUUGUGGUUAAGUAAAAUAGCCUAGAAUAAAUGUCAUUCCAUUUACCAAUAAUGAAAUUAAUAUGAAAAUAUACUGUAUGUAUGUGUAAAGUUAAUAUAUUCCAAGGGCUUGAAAUAUUUUAUACACCAAAUGAAAAUUAGGCUGCAAGUAUAUAACACUGAUUUAAAAGCAUAUAUGAGUAUAUGUAGUAAAACAUACAUACACGUAAGUAUGUGUACAUGUAGUAGUAAUAAACAUUUUGCAUAUUGUAUAGAUUUACAAGCAUACUAUAUACAUACGUAGUUGUUUUUUUUUUUAGUGAAAAGCGAAUGUUAGUUAUACACAAAGCGUUUAUACAUACAUGCAUAUACAUAUGUAGAAUAGGUUGUAUGAAAGUAUAAGAAAUCAUGCAGCGCAAAUGGUUAGUCUAACCUCAAAUUUAUUUCUAAUUAACUGAAAGAAGGAAGUGGUUGGUGCUGGCAACGUCAUUACAAUUUUUGCUGGAUUUGCUCUGUAAUAUAUAAUGGUGAUUUUUAGUAAUAACUCGAUGCCAGCGGCUCCUAGUGGGUGAAAUUUUCAACUACCUCCUUCUUCUUCUCAAUUGCGUGCCUAUACCAGUACUCGGGACUUCGGACUCUCAACUCUUCUUUUGACAGUAAUGUGGCUAUAGUCUUCUGUUUUGCAGACUUUCUUCACCUUAACCGUAAUUGUGAGGAUUUAUUUAUAAUUAGAAUUAAUUUUUAAAGCAAAAUGUUUCAGUAUGCACUCUAACCUUAAAAUAUUAGAACCAAAAUUGGCUAAUUGUCUACGUUCUAUUUUAAAAAUUCAAAAAUAAAUCGCUUUUCUUCAGAAA
Molecule: messenger RNA, 6794 nt
Organism: Ceratitis capitata (Mediterranean fruit fly)
Lineage: Eukaryota; Metazoa; Arthropoda; Insecta; Diptera; Tephritidae
Gene: Shab
Product: potassium voltage-gated channel protein Shab
Exons: 7
Coding region: 1574-4054 (826 amino acids)
Biological process (GO): potassium ion transmembrane transport; protein homooligomerization
Cellular component (GO): voltage-gated potassium channel complex; membrane
Molecular function (GO): protein binding; delayed rectifier potassium channel activity
Source: RefSeq, a predicted model, not a curated record